CACUGCACCCAAGUCCGGACGAGGAGACUUAUGAAGGAACUCCAGGAGAUCCGGCGGUUGGGAGACAACUUUAUAACGGUCGAGCUGGUCGACGACAAUCUAUUUGACUGGAACGUCAAGCUCCACCAGGUGGACAAAGACUCGGCGCUGUGGCAGGACAUGAAAGAAACAAACACCGAGUUCAUUCUGCUGAAUGUCUCUUUCCCCGACAAUUUCCCGUUCUCUCCGCCAUUCAUGAGGGUGCUCACCCCCCGGUUGGAAAACGGGUACGUUCUGGACGGUGGAGCGAUAUGUAUGGAGUUGUUAACCCCCCGCGGAUGGUCCAGCGCCUACACAGUGGAAGCCGUGAUGAGACAAUUUGCGGCAAGUCUGGUAAAAGGACAGGGGCGUAUCUGCAGAAAAGCAGGGAAGUCCAAGAAGGCGUUUAGCCGCAAAGAGGCGGAGGCCACCUUUAAGAGUCUGGUGAAGACCCACGAGAAGUACGGCUGGGUCUCCCCCCCUGUGUCUGACGGCUGA
Salvelinus namaycush (lake trout) is the source of this 516-nucleotide messenger RNA. It is a transcript of the gene ube2ql1, whose product is annotated as ubiquitin-conjugating enzyme E2Q family-like 1. The transcript has 2 exons. Lineage: Eukaryota; Metazoa; Chordata; Actinopteri; Salmoniformes; Salmonidae. The record is from RefSeq and is a predicted model, not a curated record. Bases 31 to 516 code for a protein of 161 amino acids.